UGCCAAUCUCUACUUCUUUUGAUUCUACAAAAGAAACUAUGUCUCCAGCAGCCUCUAAAGCCCAGGAGUCCUGUCAGUCAACAGACAGACUCAUGAUUGAAAAACAGCAGGAAGAAGCAGAAUGGGAAAGCAUAAAUGUGCUGUUGAUGAUGCAUGGCUUAAAACCUCUGUCCCUUGUCAAAAGAACAGAUCUUAAAGAUCUCAUCAUUUUUGACAAACAGUCAUCACAAAGGAUGAGACAGAAUUUGAAAAUGUUGGUGGAAGAAACAGGACGUCAACAGAACAUGAUACAGGAGCUCAUAGAAACUAAUCAACAGCUUAAAAAUGAACUUCAGCUAGAACAAAGCCGAGCAGCAGAUCAGGAAAAACGGGCUAAUGAUUUGGAACAAAUUAUGGAGAGUGUAAAAUCCAAGAUUGGUGAAUUGGAGGAUGAAUCCCUAAAUAGGGUUUGCCAGCAACAGAAUAAAGUGAAAGAUCUUCAAAAGGAGCAGAAAACUUUACAGGCAAAAUGCCAACAUUACAAGAAAAAACGAAUGGAGCAACAAGAGAUUAUCGCUUCUUUGCAAAAGGAUGUCUAUAGAUUAACAAAGGAGGAAGAAGAGCGCAUUGUCACUCAAAACAGAGUAUUUGCCUAUCUCUGCAAAAGAGUUCCUCAUACCGUCUUGGAUAGACAGUUGCUUUGCCUAAUUGAUUACUAUGAGUCUAAACUUAGAAAAAUUCGUACACAAAGGCAAUAUCAAGAAGAGGAAAGUCAGUCAGAAGAAGAAAAAGACUAUAGAAAUCUAGAUGCCUCACCAACUUAUAAAGGCCUUCUAAUGUCAUUACAGAAUCAACUCAAGGAAUCAAAAUCCAAGAUUGACGCACUUUUAAGUGAAAAGCUGAAUCUCCAAAAAGAUUUGGAAACCAGGCCCACACAGCAUGAAUUAAUACUUUAUAAACAACAGGUGAAGAAACUGGAAAAAGCCCUUAAGAAAAGCAUCAAAUUACAGGACCUUAUCAGUCAUAAAAAGGCUGAGGACACAGAGAAAAAAGAUGAGCCCAGCAAAUAUAACCAGCAACAGGCCCUAAUUGACCAGAGAUACUUUCAGGUGUUGUGUAGCAUUAAUUCAAUUAUUCACAACCCAAGAGCUCCAGUAAUAAUUUAUAAACGGAGCAAAGGAGGAGCCCAAAAUUUUAAGAAAGAUUUUGUUCAAGAUUGUGGAUUUGAGCAUCUUGUUCCUAUAAUAGAAAUGUGGGCAGAUCAAUUGACAUCCCUAAAGGAUUUGUAUAAGUCCUUGAGAAUACUAUCUGCGGAACUGGUACCUUGGCAUAACUUAAAGAAGCAGAAUGAAAAUGAAGGUAUCAAAGUUGAAGAUCUUUUGUUUAUAGUAGAUACCAUGUUGGAAGAAGUUGAAAAUAAGGAAAAGGACAGUGAUGUGCCAAACUUUCAAACUUUGCAAGCUAUUGUCUCGCACUUCCAGAAAUUAUUUGAUGUGCCUUCUUUAAAUGGAGUCUAUCCCCGAAUGAAUGAAGUUUAUACUAGGCUUGGAGAAAUGAACAAUGCUGUGAGAAACCUCCGAGAACUCUUAGAAUUAGAUAGUUCAUCUUCAUUGUGUGUGCUGGUAAGCACAGUUGGAAAAUUGUGUAGGCUGAUUAGUGAGGAUUUGAAUGAGCAGGUUAAGAAGGUAUUAGGACCUAAAGACCUCCAAAGCAUUAUCAGCAAAUUGGAAGAACAUGAGGAAUUUUUCCCAGCAUUUCAAGCAUUUACUAAUGAUCUUCUUGAAAUCUUAGAAAUUGAUGACUUGGAUGCCAUUGUACCUGCAGUAAAGAAAUUAAAAGUACUUUCAUACUGAAAACAAAUCAAAUCAUUUUACUGUGUAAAUUGUAUUCUUAACAUUCUAAGUGUUUUGUAGAAUUGAUCUUAUUUUGAGACAAGGGUCAUUCUCCUUUCAUAUAAUUUUUGUUAACUUUGAGAUUCUUAUACAGUAAAUAAUUGCUAAGUUAAUUAAAGUAGUAAAUUAACUUCAGAUCUCUUACUCAUUUCUUAAGCAAUUCUUAAGUGCUUAAAGUUUAAGGUUGUUUUAAAGUAGAGUUCGUGAGUAAAAGAGAAACACAGGAAGAGAGAUUGCAAGUAAUAGGUUGCAUUUAAGUUCAGGGUUUAGUAACCUUUGGGUCAGGGUUAAAAGAAUGCCAGUGGCUCUCUAAGUCCAGCCAGUAAGAAGCUACUUCUUUUCUGACAAGGAUUAUUUGGCACAUUCUAUUAAAAUAUCCCUCAUGGCAGUUGCCCUUCAAAGCGAGAAGAAAAAAGGAAGAAAAAAAUGUUUUAUCAUUAUGUUAGGGUAGGAAAUGAAUCAUGGGGUAACAGAUGAGUAGAUAGAAGUUCCUCAUUUAAAAAAGUGUCUUUUUUGCAAACUUAUUGUAAUGCACUUUUUAUGACAAGAGAUAUCAAAUAAAAUUUUUCUACAGAAUUUCCAAACA
Galeopterus variegatus (Sunda flying lemur) is the source of this 2457-nucleotide messenger RNA. RefSeq names its product centrosomal protein 70kDa (gene CEP70). Gene Ontology annotation, cellular component: centrosome. The record is from RefSeq and is a predicted model, not a curated record. Gene Ontology annotation, biological process: regulation of microtubule cytoskeleton organization; cilium assembly. Lineage: Eukaryota; Metazoa; Chordata; Mammalia; Dermoptera; Cynocephalidae. Gene Ontology annotation, molecular function: gamma-tubulin binding.